Molecule: messenger RNA, 3215 nt
Organism: Myxocyprinus asiaticus (Chinese sucker)
Lineage: Eukaryota; Metazoa; Chordata; Actinopteri; Cypriniformes; Catostomidae
Gene: fancc
Product: FA complementation group C
Exons: 15
Coding region: 223-1950 (575 amino acids)
Biological process (GO): interstrand cross-link repair; nucleotide-excision repair; cellular response to oxidative stress
Cellular component (GO): Fanconi anaemia nuclear complex
Source: RefSeq, a predicted model, not a curated record
GAGGGAAAUUCGGAAGGAUAGUACAGCACUACAAUUUAUGCCGCGAAAACUUUCCCAAAACCUUCCACGACUCUCCAUACAGCUAGUUUUGAUUAUUUGGACGUUAUUAUAAGGGCGUCGUGAGAGUCAAAUGCUGUCAAACUCAACGGCAGAAAUCUUCGCAGACAGCCCAUUCUCCCUCAUUUGGUGCCUCGCGCUUCAUCUUACUGAUUUUUAAAGACCAUGGCUGCUUUUUCUGACACAGAGGUUCAGUUCUGGAUGGCCAAAGCAGUGAACUGGGGUGAGACAAUAUCAUCUUCAGCCCUUCUGGACACAAGCAGACACCUUAGCUCUCUGAGGAUCUUUCUCCAGCAUGUCCUGCAGGCAUUACAGCAGAUGAGCUCCACUAGUGAGGCACUGCAUACGUUUCCUUUUGUGGGCCAGUUCCUGGGAAGACUUUGUUGGAACCCAUGUGUUAUUGCGGAUGAGAGGAGCCAGAGUCUCCUGCUGCGCUGUUUGAGCUGUCUGUACAGCGCUGAACCUCUGAAUGCUGUUGAACGAAAAGCCAACAUGUGGAUCAAGAAUUUGUUGUGUCAUCUGAUAUCAGAGGAGGAGGGCAGUGUAGCUCAUGCCACAGGAAAACAUGCUGGAUCAGCACCUAAACAAUACUACGAGGAAGCUCUUGAGAAGGUGGUGUCAUUAAUGAUUGAGAAGGUCAUUAAAAGCUUUGACAGUUUGCCAAACUCAUCAGCAAGAUGUUCAUAUGGGAACAUUAACACCAUGUCAAUGGCAUGUGUUCCCUUGGUCACACGUCCUCAGAUGUCACCUCUGAUUAGUGGUCUGUUAAAGCAUUCCAUAUUGUGUGUUUCUUCCUGUCUGAACGAAGAGUUCAUUGAGGCAGUCAACGAGGCCUGGCUCAGGAAAAGGCAUGUGAUAGAUGAAGAGGCUGUGGUGGCCCUGUGGUGUCAUAGCCCCACUUUUUUGGAGGGGGCAGCACUAAAGUUACUGGAAUCUGUCUUGUCUGACCCUGAAACAGUGACACAGAAUUUGGAGAAGCAUGUUAAUGAAUCGUUACUGCCACAAGCUUCAGCCCUUCACUGCCACAUCUUCCUGAUAGUCAAUGAGAUUUACAGAAACUGUGUUUGCAGGAAUGUGCUGAUGGAGAUUGAUGAGAACCUGCCUGUUAAAACCCUCAUUCAGGUUUACACUCUCUGCUUCCUCCAGAGACUGACUGGACAGAAACCAAAGGAUCGUCUACCACACAGAGCCUUCUUCCCAAACGUGAAGCCCAGUUUACUCGGCCCUUUACUGACUCCACCAUCAGAGGUUCCCAGGGAAGCCUGGCUGGAUCAUCUAAGCUGGAUCAGAAGUUUACUGCAGAGCGUGGUGGAGAAUGAGGAGGAGGGAGAUGAUGUCAGGGCUUAUCAGGCUGUCUUUGAGGCAUGGUUCUUGCUGGUGCAGUGUGGGUUCUGGGUAGACACAGCUGCUGAGCUGCUUGUUCUGGCAGCACCUGAGAACUCUGAACCACUUCUCUGGCUUCUGACGUUUUUCCACCACCCCACCAACAGAGGGCACCAGAGAUCCCAACAAACUGUAAGAGAUCUAACUAUGGAACUACAAGCCGUAGCAAGAGAGGCCUGGGCUCAUAUAAGGGUGCUUUUUCUUGCUCAUUCGCCCCCUCCCAGACACUACUGUGCUGUGAAAGAGCUCCUGUCCUCCAACCUUUCAACAAACCUAGUCUUGCAUCUGUUUUUAAACUUUGCCGUCUUCUCCCAUGGACCUGUUAGCAUUACCUUCGAAAUUACUGACAAGGUGCUGAUGGACGCCUGUGUGAAGCGCAGGGCACUGUGGAUUCUUGCCUCAAUAGACUGCAGACUAAACAGAGCUUCCUCGCUGGACAGUAGGGUUCAUUCCAGGAUGAGGACUCUUCAGGACACACUCCUCAGAGCCUGUGCCGAGAGCCUCACGUAAAAACUCUUAGUUUCAGGUGCUUGGGCAAAACUAUUUAAUAGGACUCAAACGCUGGGUGGGACAAAAUGGCAUUUAUAAGAGAAGCCCAGCUGCCGUUUUUAUUUCAAAAGCAGUGGGUGUUCUCUCCAUAAACACAAAAGGGGCCUUCAAACUUGUCUGAGCAAUAAUGUUGUAAGCCAAAUAAAAGGAAUAUAUAUUUAUAUCUGUGUAUUUGGAUGACAUCAAAUGUAAGAAAGUAAAUUUCCAGGGAUGUGACUCCCAUCAGAUUUGCAGUAGUAUUUUGUGUGUUUGGACUCGGUGACUUUGUUGUUUGACUGCACGAUCCGUCUAGCUAACACGCAAUUUGUCUUCGCUCACUGUCCUCCCACACAGUCUUCUGACAGGAGAGCAUGCCUGAGUCCUCACCACAUUAAUGCUCAUAUCUGUGUGUUUGUGUGUGUGUGUACUCACUGGCUCCCAGAUCGGGGCCUCUUGAAUAGUUUAGUCUGCAUACUAUACUUUGUAGACUCCAUCAUCGGUAGUUUCUCAGUGGGUCUGUCUCCCAGUAUGACUGUUUCCUUCUUUCUUUUUCCCUAUCCCACACUUUCUCAAACAUGAGACUCAAAACUGGGUCAUCCUGAAUUUAUUAAAAUAGCUGGAUGAUGUAAAAUGUAAUUGUAGACUGUUGCCUCCACGCCUUAAAGGGAUAGUUCACCAAUUUACUCACCUUCAUGUUGUUCCCAACCUGUAUUAAAAGAUAUUAGGCAGAAUGUUAUCAGGCAAACAUUUAGCCUAAUAGCUUUUGUGUUCCACACAAAAAUGAGGAACAACAUGAGAGUGAGAAAAUAACAGAAUGUAAAAUUUGGGGUGAACUUUCCCUUUAACUACAGCCCCCUAUGUCUGUACAAAAUAACUGAUAGAUUAUGUGGCAUCAUAAAUUUAACAAAUUCUUUGUCUAAUAUGUGUGAAAUUAGCUACAGAUAUGUCCCUCAUUGUCUCUGAAUGUGUGUAAUGUGUGUAGUGGUGUUAAAACACCAACAGUGAGGAUAAGGUUACAUGUUUAGCGUGCAAACAUGCGUCAUCAGCAGAUAUUUCUACCACAAACAUUUUCUUCAUAUCUGAUGAAUUGAAGAGGUGAGAGGGUUCAGAGAUUGCUGACAUCAAACAAAUAUGCAUGAUAAACAAAUUGUACCUGUUGUCUAAUUCAGGUAGUCAAGUUCUCCACUUACACUUAUGAUGGAUUAAUUAAUAGAAUUUACAGAAUAAAUAACAGAAUUUGGAACAUU